Messenger RNA from Anisakis simplex (herring worm), 1038 nucleotides. The record is from the annotation of a GenBank genome assembly. NCBI's taxonomy places the organism in Eukaryota, Metazoa, Nematoda, Chromadorea, Rhabditida, Anisakidae.
AAAAGUCAACGUAUUGGCUUCCCAAUGACGUCAUACUUCCAACACCCUGGAAUGGAUCCCUCCUUCUACAGGCAAUACGCUACUUCACAACAGCAUCCCUUCUUGACGGGUACAACUCAAGAAAUGUGCUUCACCUUCCCGUCCAGCGCAAAUCAAUCCGAACAGGAUUCAGGAUUCCAAUCGGACCUAAGCAGUCUGAACAUUACAUCACAAUCAUCCUCCUCCACCAGUAUGUUGGACAGUUUUACAGGCUCUUCGAACGCUAUAUUCGGCCCAGCCGGGGCCAUAGGCAUAGGGGUAUCUGCGGAAUCACCAUUAUUGUUCACCACCAGCAGUGCUCCAGUCUCUUCGAAGAUGUUCAAGGUGGAGUUACCCCCGGACGUAUCGCCCCAGCAGGAAUUCUGCAAGACACCCUCUCGUACCGCACUUCUGACCUCAAAGCAGCUCUCCGUGUCCAUCGGCGAGAUACACCGCCGAAUAUACGGACCUGAAAUGCUGAAUAUUUCCAUUUUGGGCGCUUAUUUGAGGAAAGCUAAAGAGAAAAGUGGAGGCAAAGCACUACGCGAUGAACUGAAGCAAUACGGCAUGAAUCUACCCUCGGGACGUCGUAAAAACGGUGUUGCAACAACGUGGACGUGCUUCGUUGAAGAAGAGACACAACAAAUGGCGAUCGAUCUCGAUGACACUACACGCCGUCAUUUCCCCGUUCGGAACUGUGCCCAGACCCUACUGAAGAGACUCUCUUCAAUCGAUGACCCUCACAAUCUACUACUUAUGAUCGAUAAUACCAGAAGGAUUUUGGGUGAGCUGUCGCAGAUAUUCCGCGAGGACAAGAGCCCGAUUCACGGACGCGAAAUGAGCACACCAACUCUGGAUAAACCACUCCAACACGGCUUUUAUAAUUUCUCUUGUGUCACACACGGCUUCGGAAUGCCCGCUUAUAUAGCUGCAACCAAUGUUAUUCAGUCUGUACUGGAUGCGUUGGCUCAGGAGAACGCAAUGCUAUUGGGACAGGUCAGCGCUAUAUUUAUACAAUAA